AUGGCUCUACAGCAAUCUCCCUCCACUACGCAUCAAGAAACGUCCGCCAAGGGUGGUCCCGGCAAAAAAAAGAAGACCAUUGUCAUCCGGCACAAGGGUUGGUCUUCUGUGCUGCAGAGAUGGCAGAAUCUCCCAAGGACGUGGAAGAACACUGUACCAUUGGGCAAGCGCCGCGAAACGAAGGGGAGACAUCGAAGCCCCAACGAACAUCUGACCAGUGUUCUCCGCGAGCAUGGCAAGGGCUGGGGGGGUCUUGCUCGAGUCCGUCCCGGCAAGGCAAACUUGAGCUACGUUGAUCAUGACUCCCCGCAUGAUUGGGAACACCCCAACCAUUAUCAUCCUUACGAACUUUUUCGGCCUUCUCUCCAAUUCUAUCUGGCCCGCUACCUCCAGCGGGUUUACCGGGCUGAAGCCCCGGACUGGAACUGUCCCCUUGCUCCGCAUCUACAGCAAUGGCUUGCGCGUCAAGGUUACACCGAAAAUGACUUCCGGGUCUGGGGCAAGAUUCUCACUGCGGACAAGGCGCAUAUCGCGACUAGCAUGCUGCUGCGUGGAGAAGUUGACGGCAUGGCCAUUUCAAGGCCAACGCCUAUCUGGGUUCUGACUCUUCUCUGUCGGCGGCACGACGUUUCGGCUCGCGCUGUCCGGGGCCUUCUCAAGUACGUUGGAAAUCUAGGAGUAGUAGGAUCUCAACAAACCGGCGAGACAUCUGACAACGGUGACGAUGCUGUCGUUACGGAAGAGAAGACUUUCACUCUCAUUUGCAUCCGCCUCUUGAGAAAAGCCCGGCUCACCCACCCGGCGAGCAUAGAAGACAUCGCGAACCUUUUGGUGACACGCAUCAACUCUUUGUACGCUGGCACCAUCGGCAGAGAAUCUCCGCAUAGCGGCAAAAAGAAACAGGCAAGAUGGGAGAUUCGACAACAGGAAAAAUCGAGGGAGCGGCGGGUCCGUCAUACUCUCCUAUACAACCAGAUUCUCGCUUUGCUUUCUUUGCCUACAUCGUUACGUCCGGUUGUCUCAGCCGCGCUCCAGCAGCGUGCUCAGUUCAUAAUCCUCCGGGCAAUGUCGGAGUACGAGCCACCUUUGACCAUUACCCAGAAGGGUUAUCGAGCUGUCGCUAGAGUUCAGCUCGCGCAGCUGAAGACAAAGGAUGAGCGGAAAUGGGCUGAACUAAAGUCAACCUCAUGGCCACCGUGGAAAGAAGACCGAACGGCAAUGGACUCGGACAUUGGGCCGGAACAAGGUCUCUCACGCGCUGGUCAGACGAUUCUACGCAUGAACGAGGCUGGAUACCCCAGUUUCGGAUGGGAUCGCAUUGUCCAACUAUACGGUGGUUGGGAUUCGGAUGGCAGCCCAGUCAUCCAACAUAGGAAGGUCCUCGGUCACGUUCAAGAUGCACUUGCUUCGGCUUUGACCGAGGGGGAAAUGUCAAGAGACUUCCCUUGCUCGCGGGACGUGGAUCACGAGGUAUGGGCUGCAAGGGUACGGACGACGAGAACUGUCGAGCAAUCAUGGGCAAUUUUUCUCGCAUACGAUGCUCUUGAGGUUCAGGUCCCGCAGAAAAGGAUACUGGUGUACGCGGCAAUGUUUGAGCGGAUUGUUGGUGCUCAAAAGCUAUCAUCUCGCGGCAGACGAAUGCGUGCCGCACUUCGUCCUGGCUACGUUGACAAAAAAGAGGAAGUGCCUGGGGAUCAAAGGGAGGCCCUCCCUACUCCAGACUCACCGCAUGAGCGUUUGGAUCCACGGUUGAAGCCACCUUCAGUCAACGAACUCUUUGAAAGUAUGAUUUCCAACGACAUCUAUCCCGACAACGACUGCUUGUCGUUGCUGCUUCGGACGAGUAGAAGAAUCGACCGAGGGCUUGACUUCAUCCGGUUUAGUCGCGAUCAACAUGUUCGCGCCCUUCUGGAGCUCUACAUGACCGACGAGCAGGUAGAAGCUGUCCCUGAAGUGGUGUUCGACGCCUACAUCGACUUGCUCUGUCGUUUUUGUUGGGUUGUUGACUGUUACCAUUUCGUUGGCGAUGUGCCAAAAGGCGAUGGGCGUGCCAUGCUUCAUCGAGCGGUCACGUUGAUGGACCGCAAAAAGUCAAGAUAUCUUCCUGGGUGGAACAGGGUUUUAGCCGCGGUGCACAGGUUUGACACCAGACACAACGGUACCACUGAGCUCACACGCCAAACACUCAAGGUCAUGGAGAAUGCAGGAGCCGAGCUUGACACGCAUGGAUUCCAGACCGUCUGCUUCUCGUUCGCCUACCGCGCUCUGAUUCGCAUGAGUCAGGUUUUCGCUCCAGACAAGGAAGAGUUUCUGGAAGAAGGGUGGGCAUACCACGUCCAUCAUAAUGACAACGACUCCCGUUUUCUUCGCACUCUAUUCAGCAAGGUCGUCGGCCUGAGCAAUGUUUCCCCUCUCAAGCAACAGCUCGCAACAGUCAGCGGCCGUGAGCCAGCGGCUACCAGGACGGUCCUCAGUGUCCCGCCAGCAGUCACUCUGCACCAAUACAUCCGCGCCCUUGGGAUCCUGGGUGAUUACGAGGGCAUACUCUCCACUGCGUCUUUCAUGCAUGACAACGUCGAUGGGUUACUGCACCAUUGCGACAACGAGCUCAACGGACAUGUACGUCUACGGCGUACCAUUGUCGCGCUGCGGUGCUUCUUGGAGCGUAGCUGGGACGACGAGGCCGAGCGGUCGUCUUGGUCAGCCACAAGGACCGAGGAGGAGGAACAGCAUGCGCCGGAUGCGCUGUUUGCGCCGGAUCAGCCCGCAGAUCAAGGAGUGAGACCGAGGGCUGAAUCUGCGCCAGAGGAGCUGAUCAUGCUUGUGAGAGAUAAGGUGGAAGAUUUGGCGGACUUGUGGGGUCAUUGGCCUAGCGAUGAGGAGCUUGAGGAGUAUGUGAACUGGCACCAUCUUCCUCGUGUGCAUAGAAGUGCAAAUUCUUAG
This is a messenger RNA of Diplodia corticola, 2943 nucleotides long. RefSeq lists its product as uncharacterized. The transcript is spliced from 2 exons. The coding region runs from base 1 to 2943 and encodes 980 amino acids. The record is from RefSeq and is a predicted model, not a curated record. Lineage: Eukaryota; Fungi; Ascomycota; Dothideomycetes; Botryosphaeriales; Botryosphaeriaceae.